Molecule: messenger RNA, 1223 nt
Organism: Hypomesus transpacificus
Lineage: Eukaryota; Metazoa; Chordata; Actinopteri; Osmeriformes; Osmeridae
Gene: htr5ab
Product: 5-hydroxytryptamine (serotonin) receptor 5A, genome duplicate b
Exons: 3
Coding region: 183-1223 (346 amino acids)
Biological process (GO): adenylate cyclase-activating adrenergic receptor signaling pathway
Cellular component (GO): plasma membrane
Molecular function (GO): G protein-coupled serotonin receptor activity
Source: RefSeq, a predicted model, not a curated record
GCGAGCAAAAGCAACGGACUGGAAAGCAAGGACGGAGAGGUCCAUUAUUUUUCUACGAAGGACUUAUUUCCUUUAAAAUGUGAAGAGGGCAGAAUGUGCCUGUCGGAAGUGUCCCUUGUGGCAGUGCUACCGGACUGCACUCCGCAAGCACCAGAGCCGUGAGCGACCAGGAGGGGCCAACCAUGACGCACCCCAACGCCAGCGGCGUGAGCUCCAACAUCAGCGACACCUUGGACGGCCUGGGCUCUGGCAACUUCUACCGUCCCUUCUCUGUGUUCAGCGUGUUGACGCUCACGCUGCUCGCCAUGCUGGUGGUGGCCACGUUCGUGUGGAACCUCCUGGUGCUGUUGACCAUCUUGAGGGUACGGACCUUCCACCGCGUGCCCCACAACCUGGUGGCGUCCAUGGCGAUCUCGGAUGUGAUGGUGGCGGCGCUCGUGAUGCCCCUCAGCCUGGUCCAUGAGCUGAACGGGCGUCUGUGGAAACUGGGCAGGGUCCUCUGCCAGGUGUGGAUCUCCUUCGACGUCCUCUGCUGCACGGCCAGCAUCUGGAACGUCACCGCCAUUGCCCUGGACCGCUAUUGGUCGAUCACCAGGCACCUGGAAUACACUCUGAAAACCAGGAAGAGGAUUUCCAACGUGAUGAUCGCCCUCACCUGGCUUCUGUCCUCGGUCAUCUCCCUGUCGCCACUCUUUGGCUGGGGGGAGACUUACUCUGAGGGGGCGUUGGAAUGCCAGGUGAGCCAGGAGCCUUCCUAUACCAUCUUCUCCACCUUCGGAGCUUUCUACCUGCCGCUGUGUGUGGUGCUGUUUGUCUACUGGAAGAUCUACAAGGCUGCCAAGUUUCGCAUCGGCUCGCGCAAGAACAACACCAUCACGCCCAUGGCUGAGGUGAAGGAGGCCUCCCGGCAGCCCCAGAUGGUCUUCAACGUCCGCCACGCCACCGUUACAUUCCAGACAGACGGCGACACGUGGCGCGAGCAGAAGGAGAAGAAGGCGGCCCUCAUGGUGGGCAUCCUCAUCGGGGUCUUCGUCCUGUGCUGGAUCCCCUUCUUCAUCACGGAGCUCAUCGUGCCCCUCUGCUCCUGUUACAUCCCGCCCAUCUGGAAGAGCAUCUUCCUCUGGCUGGGCUACUCCAACUCUUUCUUCAACCCGCUCAUCUACACGGCCUUCAACAAGAACUACAACAACGCUCUGAGGAACCUGUUCUCUCGCCAGCGUUGA